Messenger RNA from Naegleria gruberi, 510 nucleotides. RefSeq lists its product as uncharacterized. Bases 1 to 510 code for a protein of 169 amino acids. NCBI's taxonomy places the organism in Eukaryota, Heterolobosea, Eutetramitea, Acrasida, Naegleriidae. The transcript has a single exon. The record is from RefSeq and is a predicted model, not a curated record.
AUGUCUCAACAAUUACACAGAUAUUCUCUUGCACUCUAUAAAAGAUUAUUAAAAAAGUCACAGGAAUUUCAUGUGAGGAAUGAACCAGGACCUAAUAGAAGUUAUCGUGUUAGUUAUUUAAUUCCUGGAAAUAAUUUUCAUGAAUAUUUAUCAGUAGAAAUUAAAAAACAUUUCAGACAAGCACAAAGGCUUUUUAAAGAACAAAAAAAGACUUCGGAAUGGUUUGAACAACAAUUUCAAGAUGGAUGUUUAAUUUAUAAAGGAUUAGAAAGAGCAAUGGAAGAUGGAUAUAAUCAAACUCAUAAUAAGAGAAAGGCUAUUCGUUUAAGUCCUUUUAUUCAUAUAUUAAAGGCUGCUUCUGGUGAACAUGGAAAUCAUCAUUAUCAUCAAAAAUUGAAGGAAAUUUUCAUAUUAGCUACUUUAAUGACUUAUCAAAAGGCUUCCGAACCUAUUACACAACAAGAUUUACAAAAAAAUAAUACUACUAUUGAAAAACAACAUUCAAAAUAA